Molecule: messenger RNA, 330 nt
Organism: Fusarium graminearum PH-1
Lineage: Eukaryota; Fungi; Ascomycota; Sordariomycetes; Hypocreales; Nectriaceae
Exons: 4
Coding region: 1-330 (109 amino acids)
Source: RefSeq, a predicted model, not a curated record
AUGGGCUGCACUACCAUCACUCUGAUCACCAACAAGAGCCGACUGAUAUGCUCUGGAGACAAAGGCCCCCAGUUGCGCCAAUAUCAAGACGAGUCUGUGUGUGAUGAGCAUAUAAUGAUGAGUAUAAGUGAAGCUAGUGUUGUCUGUGCCGUCUCGUGCCUCGAUAUCAGUCGAGGGGUGAGAAAUUGGGAAUUACCGAAACUGUACUGCUCCCUUCUGCGUCCGUCCAUCUCGAUUGAGCUUUCAGUCGUGACUCAGAUUCAUUUCUUGGGACCACUUUCUAUGCAACUUGUUGGGCUGUUGUCGGAUGAUGGGGGAGUCGUUGGAUGA